CAACCCUAAUUUCAUGUUCAACUCUUCCAUCUCAAUAUUUUCACACAUGUUCAUCAUGUCAAUCAAAACACAACCCGGAACAAGAUCCAUGUUCGAUUUGGCGUACGAUAGAGGAUAAAUAAACCAAGUUUUAGAUCACAAAUCCCUCAUAUUAACCAAACUUUAGCUUUUUUUGUUUCGUAAUAGCCGUAUUCGUUAGUAUUAUUAAGCGUACAAAUCAUGGAAUCUUGGAAGAACAAGAGCGGAAAGAAGAACUUCAUUGCGAAGACUUGGAAGCGGUGUAAGUCGUUCCCACGCGGUCAAAGAAGCCGAGGCGGUGUAGGGAGUUUGUCCAAGAGCAAGUCAUGGAAUGGAAAUGAACUCAAGAAGAAAAAACUCGCCCCAGAAGGGUUUUUUCCGGUUUAUGUUGGACCGGAGAAACAAAGGUUUGCCAUCAAGACAAAGUAUGUGAAUCAUCCUUUGUUCACUAUGCUGCUAGAAGAUGCGGAAACCGAAUAUGGUUACCACUGUGACGGGCCGAUAUUGCUUCCGUGUGAUGUAGAGUUGUUUUACAAGGUGUUGAAUGAGAUGGAAGCGAAAGAUGUGCAACCGGUUGGAUGGAGUUUUGCGUAUGGAUCAUGCAGCCCGUUUAAUCCGAGCCGUCGGAUGAGGAUCAACGGUGUGGAUGAGAUGGGGAAAGGGUAUGGAUCUUAUGAAGCUUUAAUGUAUAAAGCGUAUUAAAAUGAGUAAACGAGUCUAUUAUUUAUAUAUACAUAAAUAAGCAUCUCGUGUUUAUGUAAAAUGUAAUUUGGUUGUGUAAAAGUAUGCAUGCAAUCAAAAUGUGUUUUGAAUUUUGAAUUGCAUGUCACGAUAUGGAUAUGGAUAUGAAUAUGUAGAUCUUGUGCAA
This is a messenger RNA of Helianthus annuus (common sunflower), 886 nucleotides long. RefSeq lists its product as uncharacterized. The transcript has a single exon. The record is from RefSeq and is a predicted model, not a curated record. Lineage: Eukaryota; Viridiplantae; Streptophyta; Magnoliopsida; Asterales; Asteraceae. The coding region runs from base 220 to 720 and encodes 166 amino acids. Gene Ontology annotation, biological process: response to auxin.